AAGAGCUCCCCAUGGCCGAUCCAGGAAACUUCAUCGGCCGGAAGGUCUCUGCUCGCAACAAGGGAGGGUCGCUGGAGGAAAAGCGCUCCAGGCCAUUGGGUGAUGCUGAGAGCCCUCAUGAGGUCGGGUCCAUAACGACAGACGACAAAGGCGAUCGCACUCAACGGAAGCUCAAGUCUCGACACAUCCAGCUGAUAGGUAUUGGUGGCACCAUUGGCACUGCCCUUUACGUCGGGAUCGGCCGUGGCCUGAUCGCGGGAGGGCCAGGUAGCUUGUUUAUAGCCUUCACAAUAUGGUGUGUCUUUAUACUGGCAGUUACGCUAUGCAUGGCUGAGAUGGUCACCUACCUCCCCAUCUCUUCUCCCUUCAUUCGAUUCGCAGGAAACUAUGUCGACCAGGCUUUUGGCUUCGCAGCCGGUUGGAACUUUUUCGUGUUUGAGGCAGCUCUCGUACCUUUUGAAAUUACAGCCUGCAACGUGAUAAUACACUACUGGUCUGACGCAGUGCCAGCCGGUGGUAUCAUCGCCAUAAUCAUCGUACUCUAUGGGCUUAUCAAUGUGCUGGCGGUUCAGUGGUAUGGUGAAACCGAAUUCUGGGCAGCUCUGGGAAAGGUCAUCCUCACAGUUGCCUUGCUGGUCUUCACCUUUAUAGUAAUGCUUGGUGGCAAUCCUCUUGGCGAUCGCUUUGGCUUCAGGCUACACUCUAUCUCGCUCGACGCCCAUCCGACUUACAAUAUGUGUAUACUCAAAAGGUACUGGCAGGAUCCUGGCGCAUUUGCCGAGCUGCAUUAUUCGGGUGACCUGGGCCGUUUCUUGGGCUUUCUGCAGUGCCUCAUUCAGGCAUCCUUCACCAUCGCAGGGGUCGGUAGCCCCGAUUACGUCGCCAUGGCUGCAGGUGAAGCUGAGAAUCCUCGCAAAGUUAUGCCCAGAGCUUUCAAUGCCGUCUUUUACCGCUUGACGGCAUUUUUCAUCCUCGGCGCGCUGGCUGUUGGUAUCCUUGUGCCAUCUGACGACGAAGAGCUCGUGAACGCCUUCAGCAGCGGCGCCCCUGGAGCAGCCGCAAGUCCUUACGUCGUUGCCAUGAACCGACUACGGAUUGGCGUGCUACCACACAUCGUCAACGCCAUGGUCUUGACUGCUGCCUUCUCCGCAGGCAACAGCUAUGUCUACUGCGCCUCGCGAUCGCUUUACGGUCUUGCACUCGAGGGCAAGGCACCAAAGUUCCUCACCAGGUGCACCAGAAACGGCGUGCCGCUGUACUCGGUCCUUGUCGUCUUGGCCAUAUCCCUCCUCUCCUUUUUGCAGGUUUCAAACAACGCCGCGGUCGUCCUGUCGUGGUUCGUCUCUCUCGUGACCGCCUCCCAGCUUCUCAACUUUGCCGCCAUCUGCUUCACGUACACCCGGUUCCACAAGGCCCUCGCAGCACAGGGGAUCGACCGACGCACUCUGCCGUACAGAGGAUGGUUUCAGCCCAUCCCGGCAUGGAUGGGGGUGAUCGCGUGCACGACCAUGGCGUUCGUGGGCGGUUAUACCGUCUUCCUGCCUGGCAAGUGGCAGACGCCUGACUUUUUGUUCUCCUACACGAUGAUCGUCGUCACUCCGGCCCUGUUUGUCGGCUGGAAAUUCUUCAAGAAGACCAAAUUUCUCAAGCCCGAAGAGGUUGAUCUGAGGAAGCAUUUGGACGAAAUUGAGGAGUACGAGAGAAACUAUAUCCCUCAGCCUUCCAAGGGAAUAUACAACAGGAUUCUUGAUCUUCUUUUUGGAUGAAGAGGGUUUUCGAUGAAUCCUUUCCAACAUGACAGUGUUUGGACAUCUGCGAGCACUGCAAACUCCACUUUGCUGACCAUCCUCCAGUCGUCAGACUAGCCACCCUUUGUUUGAGGCACGAUCUGAUGUAUAUAUAUAUAUAUAUAUAUAUAUAUAUAUAUAUAUAUAUUUGU
This is a messenger RNA of Pyricularia grisea, 1939 nucleotides long. RefSeq lists its product as uncharacterized. Gene Ontology annotation, molecular function: amino acid transmembrane transporter activity. Gene Ontology annotation, biological process: amino acid transmembrane transport. NCBI's taxonomy places the organism in Eukaryota, Fungi, Ascomycota, Sordariomycetes, Magnaporthales, Pyriculariaceae. Gene Ontology annotation, cellular component: membrane. The record is from RefSeq and is a predicted model, not a curated record. The coding region runs from base 12 to 1766 and encodes 584 amino acids. The transcript has 10 exons.